Molecule: messenger RNA, 4399 nt
Organism: Syzygium oleosum
Lineage: Eukaryota; Viridiplantae; Streptophyta; Magnoliopsida; Myrtales; Myrtaceae
Exons: 9
Coding region: 202-4110 (1302 amino acids)
Biological process (GO): signal transduction; protein phosphorylation
Cellular component (GO): cytoplasm
Molecular function (GO): ATP binding; protein binding; protein kinase activity
Source: RefSeq, a predicted model, not a curated record
GAGAAAUUCCGGAAGAGGAAGACUGCCAAGAGAGAAUUUUCUUCCAUUACCAGUCUCUUCACUGAAACAACACCACCACCACCACCACCGCCUUCCCUCUUCCUCGAAUCGGGAGCUCCGAUGACGGGAUCAAUCCGGGCGAUGGCAGAGAUGAAUGUCAGCAGUCUGCCUUUGGAUGCUCCCCGGGUAAAGCUGAGUUGAAUGGAGAGAAAUUUCGAGAGAGGGACGAUGAACCAACAGAAGGGCCACGAGCAGUUUCGAUAUCCUAAUAUCGAUCCUCGAAAUCCAGGGCUCGGUUCUACUAACCAGAGUUUCUUCCAUGAUCCAUCGAGUACUAUCAACACCAAUAUGCGACCUCCAGAUUACAACAUGUCUGCUGUAGCCAGACCGGUUCUGAACUAUUCAAUUCAGACUGGUGAGGAGUUUGCACUUGAAUUUAUGCUCAACCCCAGGCAACAGCUCAUUCCACCGGCUCAAAGGGAUCCUAGCAGCACAUCGGGCUAUAUGGAUCUAAAGGGCAUCCUUGGUAUUUCUCAUACAGGUUCAGAAAGUGGAUCAGACAUUUCCAUGAUCAAUUCGGUAGAAAAAGGCUUUGUGCCCGAAUUUGAAAGGAAGAGCUCUCUGGCUAAUGAAGAGAGAAAUUACCACGAGUCCUUGCGGUCCGUACCAAGAUCCACCUCGCGAGGUAGUAGCAGUAGACUCAUUGAUAGUUCCCUUUCGGGAUCUGGCGAUUGUACAUCCGCGCGAGUGAAGUUCCUCUGCAGCUUUGGUGGUACAAUUUUGCCCCGCCCGAGCGAUGGAAAGCUUAGGUAUGUCGGCGGCGAGACUCGUAUUGUUCGGAUAAGCAAGGAUAUUACUUGGCAGGAACUCACGCAGAAAACUUUGGCAAUUUAUAACCAACCUCACACUAUUAAGUAUCAACUUCCAGGUGAGGAACUUGAUGCGCUGGUUUCUGUAUCUUGCGACGAGGAUCUUCAGAACAUGAUGGAGGAAUGUAAUGUGUUGGAGGAUAGAGGGACUCAGAAACCCAGGAUGUUCCUUUUCUCCGAUACUGAUCUAGAGGAUGCUCAGUUUGGCAUCGGAAGUAUUGAUCGGGAUUCUGAGGUCCAAUACGUGGUUGCGGUGAAUGGCAUGGAUUCAGGUUCAAGAAGGAAUUCAAUUGCUCUAGGAAGUGCCUCUGGCAAUAACUUGGAUGAGUUAGUAAAUCUGAAUCUUGAAAGAGAAGACAGUAGAGUAGCUGGGACUACGGCCGAUCCUUUCAGAGUAGAUGCACCUACAUCCAGUGCUCAGUCUUCUCAAGUGGUGCCAACAAGCUCAGCUAGCAAUUAUGAGUCUAAUUUACACUCUUACCAGCGACAGAGAGUUAAUCAUGGAGAAGCUAGCCAACAUGCUUUAUCCGCUCCUCACCAUGCGGAGAGUUUCUCGGAUUUGGAGGGAAAGGGAACUAUUUCCUCAUCUGUCCAAUUCUUACAUGGCCAAGGAUCUACUUCUAAUUUCGUGCCACAUGUAGAUAAUGUAAAUGCGAUUCCUCCCACUGUAAAUCCAGUAGCAACGGGAGCUUUGAAUGAAGAGCAUUUAGUCAGUGGCCAGCGCGCACAGGAUAUAGAAGCACCUAUAAGGGAUAUCAAACUGAAAAGAGACAGCUCAGCGAAGAAAACAAAUGGACCUGAUAAAGUUCAGCCCCUAGAGAAGGAAAAUAAAUUUGAGGAGCUGAAAAUGAAGAGAGAGGGCUCUAUGCAGAAGAUAGACGAGACUCAGAAUGAUAACAUUUUUUCUUCUAAAUCGAAUGAAGGCCCCGUCACAAGCUACACCCACCGGGAAGACGCGUCUGGUGCUAAACUGGCCCCUGAGCUAAAGAGUCCUUUGCCCAAGGCUGUAGGUAAGAGGCCUCAGGAAACUGUGCAGAGCUCUAUGGACCCAGAAGAUGCGAGGGACGGGAAGAAGAAUCAUGAGGAUGACCCCUUCUAUGCAUCAGGUGGUGCGUUCAUGGGUAAUGGUGGAUCUGAGGCUGAUCCAACAGAGUUGGGCUACGUAGAGCCACCUUCGAUGCCGCAGCGAGUAUUUCAUUCUGAACGAAUCCCAAGGGAGCAGGCAGAGUUGAACCGUUUGUCAAAAUCCGAUGAUUCCUUUGGAUCACAGUUUCUGAUUACUCAAGCGCGGUCGGAUUACUCUCAGUCAACCCCAGAGACAACUGAGAAGCUGCAUGAUGGAGACAUGGCUUCUCAGACUGAGCACUUUGUCUCAUAUGAUAAAGUAGCAUAUAAAAAUCCACAGAACAUCCAUGAUGGAGCUAAGCAACUUCCAAGGCAUGUAGAAUCUGCUUCUUCAGACAAUUUCACUUUGGACAGGCGUAUUGCUGAAGAGGUGCUUGAACCAGUGCCCCGGAAAACUGAAUCAAGACCUCUAAAUUCUGCGGAUGACCACGGAAUGACCCAGGAUAAAGAGAAGUACAAGGAAAUGAUUGUCGGGGCUAAAGAUGCAGCUGGUCCUCACCACCAAACAUCAGGUCGAGUAGCUCCUGGUAUGCACGCUGACAAUUCUUCCUUGAGGUCAUCAGAAUAUCUCUGGGAUGAAGUAACACCAAGCAAGACCAGUGGAAAAACAACGGGUCAUGCACCGCCUUUAGCGCAGACUGUUGAGCCUUCAGUUAGCGUUAGCAACCCAGAGCAUGGAGACAUAUUAAUUGAUAUUAAUGACCGUUUUCCUCGAGAUUUUCUGUCUGAUUUAUUCUCAGUGGCAAGGCGCUCUGAGAAUCUCUCUGAUGUUAAUCCUCUGCAUUGUGAUGGAGCAGGAUUGAGUUUGAACAUGGAAAAUCAUGAGCCGAAGCAUUGGUCUUACUUCCGAAUCUUGGCUCAAGACGAGUUCGUUAGGAAGGAUGUUUCUCUUAUGGACCAGGAUCACCUUGGCUUCUCGGCUCCGCUAGCAGAAAUCGAAGGUAGAGCUCCUAUUGACUACAGCUAUCCACCUGUAAAAGCUGAUGAAGUCCAUGUGGGUUGUAUGGAGCCCAGGCUUAACUAUGAGGAGGAUAUUGCCCAAGUGUCAUCUGGCAUCAUCAGUCCAAGUGUGAGGGAUGUGCAUCAAGACUACAGCACUUCCCAUCCCAAGGGUACUGAAAGUAUAUUAGAUGUAGUUCACCCUACAAUACCAGAAAUGGAAUAUGAGGAUGAAAAAUCAGAAGCUCCUAAUAUUGUUCAAUCUAUUGCCGAUCUUUCUCUGGGUGAUUUGGAUAUCAGUAGCCUGCAGAUUAUUAAGAACGAAGAUCUGGAAGAACUGAAAGAAUUGGGUUCUGGUACAUUUGGGACUGUCUACCAUGGAAAAUGGCGUGGAACGGAUGUUGCGAUAAAGCGCAUAAAAAAAAGCUGUUUCACAGGUCGUUCAUCAGAGCAGGAGAGAUUGACAGUGGAGUUCUGGAGGGAAGCUGACAUUCUCUCAAAGCUUCAUCAUCCCAAUGUGGUGGCGUUUUACGGCGUUGUUCAGGAUGGUCCAGGAGGAACACUGGCUACAGUGACGGAAUACAUGGUUAAUGGUUCUCUAAGACAUGUUUUGCUUUGUAAGGACAGGCAUCUUGAUCGUCGCAAGAGGAUUAUCAUUGCUAUGGAUGCAGCGUUUGGAAUGGAAUAUUUGCACUCAAAGAAUAUUGUGCAUUUUGAUCUCAAAUGCGAUAACCUGCUUGUCAACCUGAAAGAUUCAGCGCGUCCCAUUUGCAAGGUUGGUGAUUUUGGCUUGUCAAAAAUCAAAAGGAAUACCUUGGUUACUGGUGGCGUCCGGGGAACCCUGCCAUGGAUGGCACCUGAGUUGUUAAACGGUAGCAGCAACAAGGUCUCUGAGAAGGUUGAUGUCUUCUCCUUUGGCAUUGUCCUUUGGGAGAUUCUCACUGGCGAGGAGCCUUAUGCCAACAUGCAUUAUGGAGCCAUUAUAGGCGGAAUAGUAAAUAACACGCUGAGGCCCCCAGUGCCACACUCUUGCGAUCCCGAAUGGAAAUUGCUUAUGGAGCAGUGUUGGGCCCCAGAUCCCGUGGCCCGUCCGUCCUUCACAGAAAUCGCCCGACGCCUGCGUGUUCUGUCCACAGCAUCCCAAGCCAAACCACCUACAAACCAGGUCUCCAGGUGAUGGAUCUCGAAGAUUGAAAACUCGGCCUUUUUUUCUUUUUUGUUACAUUAUUAAUCACCAUUUGUAAUGCCACGAGCUGUUUAUAGUGGGGGGGGAACCCUACAGAAAAGUGUGUAUUGUACGGGAAGCAGAGAUUGCCCUUGUUCAAAAUGCCAGACUGUUAGGUAUUAAAGAUGUGUGCAUGGUGUGAAUGUGUAAUUAGACGUUGGAGAAACCAUUCUCUGUACAACUAUUAUUUGUGUUUAUAGUAAGUACAGUUGCCAAUAAAAUUAUACCGAUUUUGCUUUUA